CAGCUUUUAAAUACGGCUGUGCUGAAUGGACGGCAGGUAUCUCAGCCAAUGAAAGUGUUUGUUGUCAGUCAAGCGGGAAAGGUAGGGGACGUAACUUUGCAGUCAUCUUGUCAUGCGGCUGAUGAAUCCAUUUUAAAAGUUUCACCUUCCUGCACAUCAGUUUACCUUGAUGGAUCUGAAAUUCGAGGUUCACAAAACGCUUCAAUAUUAGUAAAAUAUGGCACAUACACUGGACAGGCUCAUUUCUUAGUCUGGAUGCCUGAGCUACCUCUUACUAUUAGAAUUUCUGAUACCAAACUCAGCCAGAUUAAAGGAUGGAGGACUCCACAUUUACAGAGAGGGAAGCCAGUAACAAGCCUCGGCUUUCAGUCUGGUCGAAGUAACGCUGGUCAUAGAUCAAACUUUGCUACCUCUUCACUGGCAAAAAAUGAUCGAUGGAUAGAUAAAGAAGAUUUUGAUAUUGUAUGCAGACUCAGGUAUCAGCAAGGAAAUAUUGAAGUAUAUACAAGGUUCUUCAGUGUGGAUCACAACUCUGGAAGGGAAUCAUAUCUUCUGAGUAGAAAAGCAGAACUGCGCAUAACGGAGUUGGUGUCUCCGUUUUUGCGUGUGGCUGACAUGCGUAUUGCAACACUCCAAGGAACAAUAGUUCGGGGCAUGCAAAGUGGAAGAACAGAAGUUCAGGUUUUAUCUCCUAUCACUGGAAGAGUUAGUGGUGCUAAAGAAGUCCGUGUUGGUACUGACAAAGAAACUAUUACUCAUUUAGAAGUAACAGUUGUGACUGGGCUGCAAUUGACUGUAACACCAGACGAGUCCUUGCCUGGUGUUUUUAUAGCGCAAACAAGUGUAAACCACAAAUUAACAUCACAGUAUCAAGAAGGAUUACUGAAUAUUAAGCUACAUUUUUCUGAUGGAACAUCAACGCUGUUAGCGGAUAUUACGGAUACUGAUUAUCACCUAUCUGUUGACACCUUUGACAGUGGAGUGGUUGCUUUUGCACCAAUGGCUGGACUACACCAUCCACGAGUCAUUGCAAUAGGAAAAGGAAAAGGAGACUUACUCCAUGUAACUUUAGAAUUAGCUGAAAGAUGCCAGAAAAGAAGAAGCCAGCCCCUUGCAAUGGCAUAUGCAUAUAUUGAUGUUGACUUUUCAAAUGAAAAAACGGUUAUGAAUGAUGUAAGAAUGAAGUUAUCUAAAAAUUCAGCAGACACAGGGAGAAAAAGAUCAGAUCAUAUUGAUUCUUUCUCUUCCUCAGGAGCUAGUGAUACUGGGGAAUCAUAUAUUAGUUCCAAUGAUGCUAGCUCUAUUUUGUAUCAAGAUGCCAUAAGUCAUAGAGGAAAAUCUCACUAUCAUGAACCUGCAGUACAAGCACGACAGAAUCUUGUUCAUCCGUCAGACCUUACACCUUUAGAAAUAGGAAUGUAUGCUUUACUUGGCGUUUUCUGUUUAGCCAUUUUAGUUUUUCUAGUUUCUUGUUCAGUAUUUGCUGUCCGAUACCGUCGCAAACAGGUUCCUCCAGUUACAGCUACGGGGGAUUCAGUUGCUCAUGCGCAUGAUUGGGUGUGGCUUGGCAGAGCAACUCUCGAGAGGAAUUCCGUUAACACUCGCUGCUCACAAACAUUAGUACCAAUGGCAGAUUUUAAUGGCAACCACCAGUCUGACAGCUUGGACACUAAUACUUUAAAAGUCCAAAGGCGGGAGAAGAAAAUUGGAACUAGACAGAUUGGGAGUGGGUGCCGUAGCAGUAACUUGUCUUUUCCUGGUUCAGAAAUUAGUAUCAGAAUAACUACCAAUCCACAAGAGUUAAGGGAAGAAGAAAUGGCUAUGUUAGAAAAGGGUACAUCUACUUGCAUUCCAAGCAAUGUUCCUCAGACAGGUAUUCCAAAUAAUGUAGCUAGUUCUACUGUUUCUAGAGAGAAAAGAGUUAGAAUUGUAACAAAUCCAGUACCACCUCCACUGCCACCUGGUAACCCCUUAAAACUAUUUCCAGCUCAUCCACCCCCACCAAUUCCACCCCAUCGAAACUUCCCUCCUCCUGUCCCUCCCCAUCAGAGACAUUUGAGGGAAUUUCAAAUGGGAAGAUUUCGUGGACCAGCAACUGAUGCUGAGUGGGAAGCUGUUGCACAGGGUAUGAACUAUGAUCAAUUAAUUGAAUACUUUGAGAAUUUGAAGGAAUCCAAUGCAUGAAAAGAAGUAUUGAAAUGAGCAUGUCACGAAUUUCCCCUCAGUUCCAGAAGCAUUCAUUGCCUUUAUCGGCAUUACUCCGUGUUUUGCUGAAGGAGAAACAUAGCAGGGUUCAAACUUGCUGCAAUUCUAGUCUAUAACUCAUACCACUCGUUGAUGUUUACGCUUAAAUGGAUAUGUGCAUAACCAAAGUCUUACCAUUGAAAGUGCACAGUAAGUGGAUAUGUGGGACUUAUGCCUGCAAAAUGAUGAUUUGUCUGUAGCUUCUAGUCUACCUUGCUCCGUAAACUUUAUUAAUUUCACGAAUUGGAGAGAAAUCUUCAGGUUUUAUUUUACAUUAAUACAAAAGUACUUAGCUUAACAUUAUGCUAAUCUUGAUGAAAUAAUGCAUUUAGUGGUCUGAGAGAUGGAGUAGGAGUUCAUUUUGUCACAUAAAAUAUGCAUAGGAGAAAAUUUUGUAUCAUAUGUUUCGCUUAUCAGUCAUUUUACCAAGUAGUCAUAAACAUUUUAUGCCUUUCAUUCGCAGAACCUGCUGUAUAAAAACUUGCCUUUCUUUUACUUGAAUGCAUUUUGUUUGUAACUUAAGUAAAAGGAAAACAUUCAAACACUGGUAUGAACUGUUUAUAUCUCAAAAUAAUGUGUAGAAAUCUUCAUUAUUUCUGUGCUAAUUAAAAUUAUUUCAUAUACCUAUAUUCAAAUAAUUUCUUUAAAAAAAUAUUUAUUGCAUUUCUUUUUUAGAUCAAGAACAGUUUUAUAUGAAUGUUGAUAUCUGAAAUUCUACAAAUAGAAGGAUUAAGGCUGUAAAUUUGUUAUGUUUUAUAUUGUUGCCUUUUAUAGAAGGUUUCAGAUUUAAUGAUAUAGUGCAGUAGAAAUUUCUCAAGGAAGUCAUUUUUAUCAAAAUAUUUUGAGAUUUUAAUCAUAACAAAAAAUUUGUCUUUAUCUUUCUUCUUAUCUUUGUGAAAGAAAUUAAAAAACUUUUACUAUGAUAAAUAGGCACUGUAUAAAAAUUAUUAAAAAUUAUUCACGUUGUUUCAUAGCAAAAUGCCAUGACAAAACGCAUACCAUUAUGUAUUUUAUAUGUUACAUAGCUUUCCCUUUCUGUUGCAUUUAUAUAAAAGUGAUUGAUUUUUCUUAUUUUUCAAGUCUUCUGUUCACUGCCUUUUUGAUAUUUUUACUUAGUUUCUAUGUUGUACAAAUUUGUGUCGAGAGAUAAUGCCCUAAAUGAAUUUGUAUCUAUAAUCAAUAAACUGUAUAAAUUAUUUAAUAA
Molecule: messenger RNA, 3448 nt
Organism: Stegodyphus dumicola
Lineage: Eukaryota; Metazoa; Arthropoda; Arachnida; Araneae; Eresidae
Gene: dtn
Product: transmembrane protein 132C dtn
Source: RefSeq, a predicted model, not a curated record